AUGCAAAUUUAAAUAGAGAAAAAGAAAAAUUCUUUAUUUACUUAAGGCGUUAGUUAUGUUGUGUGGAAAACUAUUGUUAAUAUCUUCAGCUUAUAUGCUAUUGUAUAAGUAUCCUUAGCUUUAUUUGAUGAGCAAUCAUAUAAGUUUUAAAAUAAAGGAACAAUUUUUCUUUUAAUUAGACUGUUAAUAAUUGUAUUUAGAUAAUAGUUAAUUAGAUCGUUCUAUUUGCAGAUAUUUUUAUAAAAUUCAAUGUUUAACAAAUUAUAGAUAAAAAUGUAAUCAUAAAUAAAAACAAUGAAUUUUCGAAAAAGUACUUAUUAUUUAUAUUUUGGUUUGACUUUUUACCUGCUUUUUUUGUUUUGUUUUAAACAUUAUUUUAUUUACCAAAUUACAUAGCAGUUUUGAUAUUUUUGAAAGUAAUAUCAUUAAUAGAUGCUGAUACUUACACUCAAUAAUAAUUGCUUCAUCAUGCAUCAAUAUAUUUUGUAUAUAAGGUAUUAAGAUUAAUAGUGAUACUCUUAUUUGUAUUUAAUUGUUUUGGUUGUCUCUUUUAUCUAAUGGGAUUGAUAGGAUUGGAUUCAGAUGAAUAAACUUGGCUUGAUUUUUCAAAGAGUUAUAGUGGAAUUAUAGUAAAAGAUCAAACAAGAAAUACUAAAUAUAUAAUAUCUACAUAUUGGGCAGUUGAAACUCUAACAUCAAUAGGAUUUGGAGACAUAACUCCUGUGAAUACAUAUGAAAUUUUUAUUACAGAUUUGGCUCUCUUUGGAUAAAUGUUUGUAAUUGUUUAUACAGUUUCCUAUAUUGUAUCUCUUUAAGACUAAAAAAAUCCAUAUGAUAAGAAUAUGCAUGCCAUAAAAAAGUUCAUGAAAAUAAAAAAUAUAUCUAGUGAUAUUGUAAAUUAAGUAUCAAUUUUUCUUGAAUAAUAUUUUUAUGAUUAUAAGAGAAGGGAUUAAAAAUCAGAAUAAGAUGUUAUGAGAAAAUUAACUAAACAUUUAUAAUCUAAAUUGUUAUACCAAGCCUAUUAAAAUUAAUUAUUGAAAAUAGAAUGGUUAUUCAAUCGAUUUUCAUUAUAAUGUUUAUAAGAUAUUGCAUGUAAAAUUAAAGAAGUAUAAAUUAUUUCUAUAUAUAGUUAUGUCUAGGAGCUGACUAAAUUAUAGAAUAAGACAUCUAUGAUCCUAAAUUAUAUAUAGUAGUAAAUGGUAAAAUUAAUUUAUCAUUAAAUGGUGUUUUAAUUAAAUCUAUUGAAAAAGGAGGUAGUUUUGGAAAUUAUGAAUUUGUAACUGGAAUUCGUUAAAAAUCUAAAGUUGCUAAAACAGAAACUUAUGCUAUCUUAUAUUAUAUAUCUAGAUAGGAUAUGAUUCAAUGUUUAUAAAAUUCCUUUGAAGAUUAUCAAAAAUUUUAAGAGAUAUAUGAUUAAGUAAUAUAUGAAAAAAAACUUGAAACUAUAGGAUUGUAUUGUUUAUUAUGCAAAAGUACAUGUCAUUUGACAUAAUAAUGCCAAUAAAUUAAUAUUAAAGAAAUGAUCUAAGAUUUUGAUUAAGUGACAAUUUAAUAAAGAUAAAAGUUUAAGAGAUCAUCUAAGCGUCAUGAUACUCAGAAUGCUCCAAAGGAUUUUUUAUAAUAUAAAUUUGACUUAAAAAUGGAUUAUUAAAAUCUAGAUAUAGAUCAAAAAUGUCAAGCUUAUAAGAAGAUGCAAUUUAUACCUUUUGUAAUGAGGAUGGAGAAGACUAAAGUAGAUCCCUUAAGAAUAAUUCGAGAUGUAAUUGAUGAAGCAAAUCAAAAGAAGGAAUUUAAAAUAUUAAGAGCAUUACCAAUAAUAAAUUGUUCUAGUUCAUUUGUUGAUAUAUGGAAUUAUUUCAUUUUUAUCAACACUUUGAUAUUAUUUACUCUUGUUCCUUUAAUAAUUUUCUUUUAUAUAGAUUAUGAUUCAUUUAAAAUGAACCCUUUUUUUAAAGGAAUGAGAUAUUAUUAUAUGGUAUUCAUAUAUUAUUUAAUUAGGCAAUCUUAUUUUUAGAUGUCAUUUUAAAAUUUAAUAUUAAUUAUUACUUUUUUGGGGCUCUUAUAACAUCUAGAAAAUAGAUAGGAAUGAGAUAUUUAUCUUCAUACUUUGUAUUUGAUAUGAUACCAGUUCUAAUAUUACUAUAUUUUGAUUUCAUAUACACAUACACUAUAGUUUAUCUUCUCAUUUUAUUUAAGGCAGUAUCAUUCUUUUAAAUAGAAAAAUAAAUCUAAGAAAGAUUAAAACUUUAUCCAUCUAAAUAUAAUACUUAUUUAAUUUUUAAAAUGUUCAUAGAAGUUUUAUAUUUAUAACAUUUUUGGGCUUGUAUGUAUUUUGCAGGAGGUGAAUAUAUGUACUAUAAUUAUCCUGGUAUAAAGACAUGGUUAAAUGAUCCCAAAAGUCAUUUUGGAUCUAUUAUAACAUUACAUUAUUCAAAAUAAUAUUUAGUUUCAUAUUAUUGGGCAGUUAAUGUAAUAACAACUGUAGGUUAUGGAGAUAUCUACCCAUUAAACAAUAUGGAAUGGUUUAUUAAUGAUUUAGCUCUUAUUUCUGCCAUAAUGAUUGCAGCAAUUAAUAUUACAAAUAUUGCAUUUAUUAGAGCAUCCUCUAAUCAAAAAGAACAAUUAAAAAAUAAAAUAGCUAUUAGUGCAUUUAUGAGAUAAAAUUUAAUCUCAAAAUAAACAAGAAACUUUAUAUUAAAAUAUUUAUUGAAUAGUGAAAUCUUUUAUGAUUAUAGAAAUACUGAAUUAGAAUUCUAGACUUUUGGAAUGUUACCCAAAUCUUUGAAAACUAAGUUAAUGGAUUAAGCAUAUUCUUCAGUUUAUACUAAUUUAUGGUUAAAUGUAUUUGAUAGAGAAAUCAUAGCUCAAAUAGCCUAAGAAACUAAAGAAGUAAAUUAUUAUUAAAUAUAUUAAAAGGCAUUUUUUAGUGCUCAUGAAAAUAUCUUUUUAGAUAAUGUUUUUGAUAAUGAUUGUUCUUUGUAUUUUAUUGAAAAGGGUUGUGUCUAAUUGUUUUUUAAUUUACCUAUAUCUAACAAAGAAGAAACUCUUAUUGCUAAAUUAAAAUCAAAAGAAUCAUUUGGACACUAUUCUUUUGUAACUGGAAUGAAACGUUAAGGUAGUAUAUUAAAUAAUAAUAGCUUCUGCCAGAAGCUAUAAGCAUGCUCUAUUGAUUUAUUUAGAAAGAAAUAAUUUUUUAAAGGCUCUGUAACAUAAUUUAAAAUAAGUGGCUUUAUUCGAAUAAAUAAAAUAUGAGGUCCUUUUUCUUAAUAAAUUACAACAUUUUAAGAUCAAAUGUUAUACUUGUCAAUCAAGUGAACAUAUGAGUAUUUCUUGUCCAUUGACAUAAAUAAAAUAGAAUAUUUUAUUGACAUUUAAACCAAAAGAGAAAAUGAAAUUCAUUUAAUAAAGAGAAUAUCUAAAAAGAAAUAAAAAAACUAAAACAUAAAGAUUCAAUUAAGAAAUCGAUAAAUAAUUUAUUAAAAACUCUAAUAAAAGACCUUUCAAAGAAGUAUUCUAACAAGUAAAUUUAAUAAUUGAUGAAUCUAAUUAAAUGUGA
Molecule: messenger RNA, 3556 nt
Organism: Paramecium pentaurelia
Lineage: Eukaryota; Ciliophora; Oligohymenophorea; Peniculida; Parameciidae
Source: the annotation of a GenBank genome assembly